Messenger RNA from Pantherophis guttatus, 3312 nucleotides. RefSeq names its product FOS like 1, AP-1 transcription factor subunit (gene FOSL1). Gene Ontology annotation, molecular function: DNA-binding transcription factor activity, RNA polymerase II-specific; RNA polymerase II cis-regulatory region sequence-specific DNA binding. Gene Ontology annotation, cellular component: nucleus. Lineage: Eukaryota; Metazoa; Chordata; Lepidosauria; Squamata; Colubridae. The record is from RefSeq and is a predicted model, not a curated record. Gene Ontology annotation, biological process: regulation of transcription by RNA polymerase II.
AUGGCGCUCAGCUCCGGUGCGCAUGUGCACGAUGGCCGGCUGAUUUUCAGCUCUUGUGGGCCCACCGGAAGAACCGAGUUCCACUACAGGGUUACGGAGGGGGAAGACCACCUCCGCCCGCAGCUCCGCGGCCAAGUUUUACCCGCCUUGCCCUCCGCAGUCCGCCCGGGAUCUCAGCAGCCAAAAUUCCAGCCGGAUCUCGCAGCCGGGAGCAGCGCCUCAACCGCCCCUUUCGUGCCCAAUCUCAACACCAUCACCACCAGCCACAAUCUGCAGUGGAUGGUGCAGCCUUCACUCAUGGGCGCUUCUUCGGGACUCCCUCCUUUUCCCAGGCCCUAUCGCUGCCCGCACUACGCAGCUGGCAUCCGUCCUGGCGUCAUUCGCACCACGGGCCCUGGCCUAGUACCCCGGAGGCGUCACUCAGAACACCUCACCCCUGAAGAGGAAGAGCGACGGCGUCUACGGCGGGAACGGAACAAAUUGGCGGCCGCCAAAUGCCGCAACCGGCGGAAAGAGCUGACCGACACGUUGCAAGCGGAGACGGACCAGUUGGAAGCCGAGCAGUCGGGUCUCCGGAAGGAAAUUGCCGAAUUGCAAAAACAGAAGGACCGUUUGGAAUUAGUUCUGGAAGCCCACCGUCCCGUCUGCAAAAUCCUGGAAGAAUCAUCCGGAGAUGAGGAUGGAGGCUACCGCCGGCCAGCUGCCCCCUCCCAACCGCCGGAUAAAGAGGAGACUCCUCCGGGGCCCCAGCGUGGCUCUCGCCGGACGGCCCCGGUGCCCCCUAGCAUCACCCUGCCUCCCAGCGGCCUGCUGGAGCCCGAAUCCCUCCAUACUCCUACUCUCAUGUCAACCCCGUCUUUCACCCCCUUCACUCCUAGCCUGGUCUUCACCUACCCAGCGCCGGGGGACCCCGACGGGCCCUCGGGGUCCGGUUUUCCCUCGGAGCCCUGCUCCUCCGCCCACCGAAGAAGCAGCAGUGGGGACCACUCCUCGGAUUCCCUCAAUUCCCCAACUUUGCUGGCACUUUGAGGAAACGACUUCGGUUGGCCUAUCUCGAAUCUUGUCCCUGUUUUUUUGGGGGUGGUGGUGGUGUCAGAGGAUUAACCCUUCCUUCCUGGCACCUUUGGCUAUAACCCGAUUCCCUUUGGCCUCGCUUUUGUGACCAGCCAUAGUUACAGGACUCCCGCUUUCCCCCAUCCUGAUGCAGGCGUCAAGUUUCUAGUCCUUCAAGAGCAGCCAGGAGAUUCUUUUCUGUGAUCUGGAGAACCCGAAUUCCAAGCAGGGUUAUGAUCUUUCGCGAAACACUAAAAUAUCUCUCACGCACGCCUCUUGUCCUUUGCCCUCGUGUUUUAUAAGGGCCAAGUGGCUAGUCCUCAAGACUGACUUAACAAGUCUUUUUUUUUUUUCCUUUUCUUUUUCUUUUUUUUGACAUCCUCCUUUCUGGAAAACAAGCACGUUCAAGAAACAAAAAAAAAAAGGCACUGUUUUAAAGUCAUGUAUCGCUUUUUAUCUGCCGGAUUUUUGAAACCGAGACGAGAAAUUUAAGACAAAUAUAGAUUUAUUUUUCUACGAUGACCUACAGCCGCCGGGAUGACGUGGGACAUAUAUUGUCCAGAACUGAAGCUGGUUUGGAUGGAUAUACUAUAUAUUAUUAUAAAUAUACGAGUUUUCCUUUUUUUUUUUUUUCCCCUGAUGCCUCAUGAAAGUUACAUUACAAGGGAUGUUUUUGGACAAAGUUGUGCUGUUUUUGUGCCGUUUUUAGACGCUGCUGGUCGUUGGUCGCUUGUGCAAAAAAAGAGGAAUUGAUACAAAAAUACAUAUUGUCAUUUUUUGUGUCUUCAAACCUCAUAGGAAUUAAUUUGAGUUUAGUGGGACAUUUAAAUAUAAAUAAAGAACGGCAAGCACAGAAAAGCUGUACCAUGUGAGAUCGGCAAGGGGUAGAUUUAUCUAUUUGUAUUCUGUAAACUUUUGUAUUUUUCUUUUUUUUUAAACAUGUUGAAUAAUAAGCUUAAUAAGAAACCUGCAGGACUUCAGUGUUGGAAAUAUGUUGUUUUAGAUGGGUUGGGUAUUUUUCCCCCCCCUUCUUUUGGCUUACUUUUUCUUGAAAAUAAACCAAAUAUUGCUGCUAGACCUCAUGAACUCUGUUGGUUUGGCCAGGAAUACGAUCUUCAGCGUAGGACAAUGGUUGUUGACGAAGCUUGGAAAAUGAGCGGAAAGACGUAAAGAAUUGCGUCUAAUAAUGGUAGUUUUCAACUUACGACCGCAAUCUCCAUGGCUAAGCAAGGCAGCAGUUAAGUAAAUCACGGCCGAUUUUAAGAUCUGGUUGCUAAGUGAAUUGCUGCCGUUGCUAAAUGAAUCAUGCGGUCGUUGAGCAAAUCCAGCUUCCCUGUUGAUUUCGCCGGUGAGAAACCAGCUGGAAAAUGAAUUAAACUAUUAUUUGGACGAUUCGACACACGAGGAAUUGGACGACACUCCUAUGACUCUGGAAACGCUGCAGCCGUCAUAAAUACACGCCAAUUGCGCCAAGCUCCUGAAUUCAGAUCACGCGACUACGGGGACCUUGCCACGGUCAUUAAAUGCGAGAACCAGUCCACCGGUCCCUUUUUUUCCAGUGCCGUCGUAGCUUCAAAGAUUUGCUGAACGGGAUGGCUGCCAACCGAGGACUACCUGAUUAACCACAAAGUCCAAUUUUGCCUCUGCCGAUUUCGCCUAAAACCUCAUGAGGACUAGCUUCCCCUCAGAGCCGACUGCCAUAGAUUAGCAACACUUUUAAUGCCAAACCAGGCUAAGCAACUUUGGGUACUUCCGUAACCCGUUCCAGCCACACUUCCCAAAGCUGUAAAAGGAGAUUUCAAACUUACCUUGGACCGGAGAAGCAAAAAAAAAUAAAAAUAAAGUAUAUCUUUUUCCAAGGAAAAUCACAGCCGGGAACCAACGCCGUAAUAAUCCCAACUGAGUUGAAAACUUUUGUUUACAGCCGAGGUUAAGUUCCAGCGUUGCCGAAAAAUACGUUUCCCAUCUCUUUCACGCCUUUUUUUUUUCCUGUGUGUGUUGGCAGGCCUCCUCCUCCUUUUUUUUAAAAAAAAAAAAAUCUGUGCAAGCAACUUUGGGAGAAAAUGUUUAUUUGGAAAACUGGGACGAAUUAAAAACAAACACUAUUGCAGCAGGAGAGUUUGUGUGUUUUGUGUUUGUGUGUGAGCGUUUUUUAGCCCAGGGUGAUUUCAGCGAGAGGGUGGAUUUCUUGGGGGGGGCAGCCAAGGAAACAAAAGUAAAUUGAUGGAUAAAAGCCAAACAUUCCCCGAUUUUGGCCCU